GUUGGUCGGUUCUAUGAGGGUAGGGAGAGGGCGAGAGUUCUCAGUGACCCCGCGGAUCCUGAGCGCAGAGACAGAGAGAGUGUGACAGCCGUUUUAUGUGAGCCCCGGGAGAAACCGGGCUCUGCCGCCGUCUCCGCAGUGACUGACUGAGUGCCGUGUCCAUGGAGCCGGAGCGGCUGCCGGGCCGGGCGGCAGAGGGGCCGGAGGGGGAGGAGGCCGCUGCUGCCGCUCCUCUGCUGCCGGGUCUGGGCCCAUGAGUACGAGCGGAGGCCGCGGCGGCGCGGUUGCUAUGGAGCCCCUGGAGGCCUUGUUCAGCCCCGAUGUGGGAGUCGGUGAUGGCCCCGGGCCCGGCUCCUUCUGGACGGCGGUGUUCGACUACGAGGCGAGCGCCGAGGACGAGCUGAGCCUGAGGCGGGGGGAGCGGCUGGAGGUGCUGUCGACGGACGCCAAGGUGUCGGGCGAUGACGGCUGGUGGACGGGAAAGAUCGGCGAGAGGGUCGGCAUCUUCCCGGCCAACUACGUGACCCGGCAGCCGGCCCGGAGCCGAGCCCCGGCGGCUGAGCUGUCGGGACAGGCCGGGGGGGCCCAGCAAGCGGCCGCCACCGAGAUCGAGUUUAGCCAGCUGACCCUGCAGGAGAUCAUCGGGGUCGGCGGCUUCGGCAAGGUGUACCGGGGCACCUGGAAGGGGCAGCCCGUGGCCGUCAAAGCCGCCCGCCGGGACCCCGACGAGGAGGCGGGCGCUACGGCCGAGAGCGCCCGCCGUGAGGCCCGGCUCUUCGCCAUGCUCCAGCACCGUAACAUCAUCGCCCUGCGGGGCGUCUGCCUGCAGGAGCCCAACCUCUGCCUGGUCAUGGAGUACGCGCAGGGUGGGCCCCUCAACCGGGCCCUGGCCGGGCGCCGCAUCCCACCCAGCACCCUCGUCAACUGGGCCGUGCAGAUCGCCCGCGGCAUGUGCUACCUGCACGCCGAGGCCAUCGUGCCGAUCAUCCACCGGGACCUGAAGUCCAGCAACAUUCUGUUACUUGAGAAGAUUGAAAAUGAUGAUAUCGCCAACAAGACAUUGAAGAUCACGGACUUUGGCUUGGCCAGGGAGUGGCACAAAACAACCAAGAUGAGUGCGGCAGGAACAUAUGCUUGGAUGGCCCCUGAGGUUAUCAAAUCAUCCAUGUUUUCCAAAGGCAGUGAUGUCUGGAGCUAUGGCGUUUUGCUGUGGGAGUUACUAACUGGAGAAGUACCUUAUCGUGGGAUUGAUGGUCUUGCAGUAGCAUAUGGAGUAGCUGUUAACAAAUUAACCCUUCCUAUUCCAUCCACGUGUCCUGAACCAUUCACCAAGCUAAUGGAAGAAUGUUGGGACCAGGAUCCUCACAUCCGUCCAAAUUUUGCUACCAUUUUGGAGCAACUCACUGCUAUCGAGGCCACAGUCAUAACAGAUUUACCCCAGGAAUCAUUUCACUCCAUGCAAGAUGAUUGGAAAAUGGAAAUACAGCAAAUGUUUAAUGAGCUGAGGACAAAGGAAAAAGAGUUGCGAUCACGAGAGGAGGAGCUGACAAGGGCAGAGCUCCAGCAGAAGUCCCACGAAGAGCUGCUGAAGCGACGGGAACAACAGCUGGCAGAGCGGGAAAUUGAUGUGUUAGAGCGUGAGCUGAACAUUCUCAUCUUCCAGCUGAAUCAAGAAAAACCAAAAGUGAAGAAAAGAAAAGGCAAGUUCAGGAAAAACCGGCUAAAGCUAAAAGAUGGAAACCGAAUCAGUUUGCCUUCAGAUUUUCAGCACAAGAUCACUGUUCAAGCUUCUCCAACUCUCGACAAAAGGAAAAGUUUGAAUGGCAGCAGUUAUAGUCCACCGAGCAGCCCUACCAUUAUCCCACGACUAAGAGCUAUACAGCUGAGCUCCAAAACAGAUGCAAUCAAUUCCACCGGCCACCGCAACAGUAUAUAUGUAUACCAACAGGAUGUCGAUAUCGCAAGUGAAUAUACAAGCAAAUCCUUCUGUAGGGCUAAGACAAAAGUUACCCUUGAUGAAAGCAAUAGAACCUGGGGUAAAAGCACCAUAUACCGACAAGAAGAUUAUGAUGAAGAAGUGCAGAAAGCUUGCAAAAAGAAAGGGCGAACUUGGGGACCUAGUUCUAUGCAAACAAAGGAGCGGGCCAGUUGUGAGGAAAGGACAAGGCCUUUGUCAGAUGGAAACAACCCAUGGUCUACAAGUUUGUUGAAGACUCCAACUUUACCUCUAACCUCAGUUUUUGCAAAUGUUACAGACCAUGGGAGCACUUCUGAACAGACACGAGCAGCUGAAGACUAUGAAAAUCGACCAAAGCAGUCCAAAUUACCUAACCAGGUGUAUAUUGAUCUACCUCUUCGUAAAGAUCAUCAGGGAGAGGGAGAUGGUGGCAGUGAAAGUCAGGAGGAGGUGACACCAGUCAGUUCAGCCAACAGCACCCCACAGGUCACUCCCACAAAUAGCCUGAAGCGAUUAACACAGAGGAAGAAAACUGAUAUGGUAUUGUACGGGUGUGCUGUGCUGCUUGCAUCUGUGGCCUUGGGAUUUGAUGUCAGAGAAGUGAAUAAAUCACAGGUUUCAGAGGAAUUUGAGGUCAAAGAGGAGAAGAAGAAAAAGGAGGGCCUCUUUCAGAGAACCAGCAGGUUCCGCAGAAGCACAAGUCCUCCCAACAGGACAGUCUCCAGGAAGGAAGAGACUAACAUUCCCUCACUAAAUUCCCACGCUGUUAAUCUCUUGUCAGUGUCUUCCAUAUCCAAAUGUAAUUCCACAAGGUCCUUGCUCCGAUCAGACAGUGAGGAUACAUCCAUUUAUAACAUGCCUGGCAUGCCGAACACUGUCAUCCAUAGACCAGAAUUCUUGACUGACAAUCCUCCAAAUGGCUCUGUGAACGGAGUACACAAGGAUCUAGAUGAAUCUCCUUUGUCGGACUCGGACGCACCGGUUUUUGUGUGUCUGACUGAAUUCAGUGCGAUGCCAGCAAAGGGAGCUGCUAACCCCAAUGUAACCCGCCAUGGCCAGCUAUCAUCAGAAGAAAGUCCAGCCACCAAUGGAGUUUCUGACUCCAGUCCUCAUAGAGAGUCAUUACAGUUCCCACGUCUUCCAGAUCCCAGAACCAUUUAUCCAAUGUCUGCAAGACGAAGAACCCCAAAAAGGGAUCCAACGCCUGAGAGACCAAAAUCUGGCGACGUGGUACCAAGGCCUCGGCCUUCUUUGUCCCGAAUAAGAAUGGACCCCUGGCGACUCGUGUCUCAGUUGAUCGGACAAGAUGUGUCAUUAGAAAGUACAGGAGAUGUCAUGGUGACCAGUUCAGACGUAGCUCUUACUACCGAGCGCCGACCCAGCUUGCCCUUUGGUGCCUGCUCUCUACUGGACAUGGACAUGGAAGGCCAGAGCCAGGAUGGCACAGUACCCCUCUGCAGAAGUGAAUCCAAGCCUAGCAGACCAAGUGACUUUGAACUGGAGAGAGAGUUUCUGUCUUAGCACUCACUGCCUUGGAUACAAGACCAUGCAAACAUAACCCUUUUAUGAUUUGGGAGCAAAGAUUUAUGAAUGCAAUGAACCUUACUUGGAAAAAGAAAUGUGAACAGAAUGUAAUUUGUUUCAGGUUUUGCGUGACACUUUUUUUCUUACUGUAGAUCCAUGGGGUUGCAUCUGAUUGGAACAGAUGAAAAGUAUCAUCUCAUCACUUUGUCAUAAAUACCUGACCCUCAAUACCUGGACCCAAGCAGGAUUUGAUCUUGGGUCACUGGUACAGAAGGACUGUUUAUCCUGCACCUAGUUCUGGCUCUCAUAUUUGGUAAAGCAAGUGCAUGUUGCUGGCAAGCACGAGAUCAAUCUAAUGCAUGUGGAACUGGAGGAUCAGUUUUGCAUGUAGCCCUUGGUAUCUUGCACUUUGAAUGUUCUGAACACAUCAAAAAUGUACCUGAGGUCAUUACGUGUCCAUUGCAUAUUUAAAUUGUAAGUCUAAUCAGGUAUUUUGUGUCAUUUGCUUGAGUCAUUAAUCUUUUUUGCAUUGAACCUCUACUGUGGUCCAAGAUCUUUUAUACACGUAAUUGACUGUUUAUGAAUAAUCUAGCUGUUAAUCUUAACUCUUUAUUUCUCUGAUCGAAUGAGUGUCCCCCUUUGACUGUCCCUUCAUAUAGUUACUUUCUCAAAUGUCGAUUUAUGUGAUCGUCACUAUGCAAAAUCAAUUUAAAUGCUGCAGUUUUCAUCACAUUUGAUUAACAAAAUGUCCAUGAAGACCAGAGGCUGAUGAAACUGACGUAUUGCACAGAUUGUCAAUUAUCAUGUUUUCAAAAAUAAAUAAAUCGGCUCAGCGCUCCCCCAACGUCCACCCACUCCUCCCUUUAAAUGUGCUUUGUGGUUAAAGGUCCUUCUGCUGAGCCACAGAGCCUAGCCAUGUCUCAGGUUGUUUUCCUGGUCUCUACUGACAUAACUGCUUUCAGCAUUGGCAGUUAGGGGUGCAACAAGAGACAGUGACAUCCCUGGCUUUGCACUUGUCAUACAUCACCAAGUGCUAAUGUUGCAAGGAUGGGACUGGACGAGAAUGUUGUGUCCUUGCAGUCAGAUGACCUGCCAGCACUUACACUUCAUUCAGGCCAAAAUUGUGGCAUAUUGGACAAAGUAAUAGAGUGAAAAAUAAAACAGAAGUUGCUGGAAAAGCUCAGCAGGUCUGGCAGCAUCUGUGAAAAGAAAUCAGAGUUAACGUUUCAGGUCCGGUGACCAUCCGUCAAAGUAAUUGAGAGUGAAUCAGAUGCCUACAGAACUGUAUCCCCCUGAAGGUAUGGACACCUUCAAGAAAGGAUGGCUGUAAAUUGCACUCUGUAAAUUGACAAAGGGACACUGUAAAGUUUUGUUGCAGUAAUACAUUAGAUAGUAAUUUUGAGCAUUAAUUGGAACAAACUUUGCCAUAUUCAAAAGUAACAAAUAUGCUGAGACAUUGCUACUUAGAUCUAAAUACUUAAUUUGGAACAAUUUGUAGGGAACUAUGCCUGUUUCUGAGGAGAUUUAAGAGGACUUUGAUAUAAAUUGACAGACUGUGGGAUUAAGGGCUCAUUUUUUAGAAGUUAAAUUCAGAAAAUUGUAGCAUAUAUACAUUAAAGGUCACAACUCCAAUGAUUUUUAUAAUUAAUUUUACUGUUCAAAACCACAGUAAAAGCUACAAACACUGGAAUGAGUUGAUAUUGUUUUUACAGUGCAUUCUUAAUUUGAGGGAGGGCUGGGGGAGAAGGCUUAUGUGAAAAGCUCAUGCAGGGUGAUCACAUCACCUUUGAUUUACACUUAUCUGCCUUCCUGUUAACUUUCUAUUCUGUCAAUACUGCGGUGGUCCACUAAGCAGACUUAACUUUGAAAACAAAGCACAUUAGCAUAUGUAAAAUAUUCUGCUGCUAGUUUUCAACUUGUGACAAACCUCCUUGAAAAGUGCAUUUACUUGCAAAAUAUAAUUCAUUUGCUGAAGGCGUUAUCUUUACAAAACUCCUGAUCAUUUUGAACACUGAUGCGUUUUGUGCUGUAUAGUGCUGGCUGAUUUAUAACCCCAUGUUCUUCAGAUAUUUCCCAAUACCUAGUUGCCUUAUUAAGACAUUUCUUGAACAAGAUGCUUCAGGGCACAAUGGAAUGUUAUUCCAAAAUCCUUUGAGGAGUAAUUCCCCAGAGUUUUAUAGUUUUCAUUGUGAUGUGACAUGGUUAUUCAAAGACAAUUGCUUCAUUAGCAUAUCUUGAAGAUAGUUCCAUUCUUUUUCCAGUAGAUGGUCAACUCUGGAUAUUGCACAACCAGGGGCUGAACUAAAGUAUAAAUUAUUAGAUGCCAAAGUACUGAACAAAGGCCAGUUCUGUAGUUAAGGUCUGGAUUUGGCUUAGAUUUUUUUAAUCCAGAUUUGGUACUACAGAGCUGGUGUCCCAGAAAGAAAAGGUAUGCUGUUGAAGCUUUUCAUCUCUCUCUCAUCAGGACAAAUGCAAGAAUGCCAAAUUUCAAAGGGAGAAACAAUUUCUGCUGGAGAAAAUGGUGCUGAUUUGAUGUCAACUUGCAAACAAUUGACACCUAUUUUUGUACACUAUAAAUUGUUUCUCUGUGAAAUUUGGCACUGUUGCAUUUGACCUGAUUGAGUACAAAAUGUAAAGCUUCAGCUUUUUUUCAGCAGUGUCCCUUUUGUUAUCAUUCAGAGUUGUUCUGAUUUGGUAAGCUUAAAAAGACAUUUUCCAUCAUAGCAGAAGAUGCAUACAUGCAGAUUUUCUGAUCAUUUCUUUAACCUCCUGAGCUCCUUUGACAACUCUGUGGAUGUCUUGAGCUGGCUCAGUUACUUUGUGCUUCAGUUCCAGGCUGUGACUCUCUACCCUCUUUCUCCUUCCCCCACCCCACCAAACCAGUUCCUUCCAGAUUACUCUAAAGAGCAAUUUUUUUUUCCAAGUUGACCUGCAUGAGGAUCAUUUCCAUGUACUGAAUCGUACAUGGCAAAAGAGCAUCUGUAUUUAGGUUGUUGUGAAUGAUGUGUAUCCAGCAAUUUGAAGUUUCCAAAAUGAAGUGACAUUAUAGCAAUGGGGUUUGAGUUCUUCCUGUCUGAAAUGGGUCAUAAGGAGUAUUGUGGCUUAGACUUUUUUUUAAAAAAAUGUCAGUAUGAGGAUUUUGUACCCUUGCCGAGUGUGCCUGCUUUGUUUUUGCAGGAAUCAUAGUUUUAAACUAUACCCUUUUUAUACAUUUUCCAGUGGUCACUAAUAACUGGAAGAAAGCAAGAGGAUCCAGUAACAAUUGAGAUUCCUAAGGGAUAAUUUUUUCAAACAGCUGUAUUUUUGUUUAAAAUUGUCCAAUAAGUACAAAAUUUUAAUUUAGAGAAUGGAACAUUGAUAUGUAAUCCAACUGAUUCAUCUUGCCAGUGUUAUCCUGUAUUUUAAAACUAGUUAAGCUUUUUAAAUAACUGAUUGUUGAUGGAGUAUUGUCUUUUACCUCUGUUCAAAUACAAUCUUAGUUUAUUUUUAAAAGCAUUAAUUACUGCACAGAGACUGAUUCUGACUCUUGCUACUCGAAUCAUACAAUUUACUUGUGCUAUUAUUUUUCAGUAAAAUAAGGAAGCUAUUUGUACCACUAUGUAAAUCAUCUGUCAAAGGUCUUUUCACUUGAAAAUGCUGCUUUAUAUAUUUGUUUAGUUGUAUUUUUACUGCAGUUUGAAACUUUGAAUAAUAUUUAUGUAAAAUCUUAGGUAUUAAAUAAGAACUUGUUUUAUAUUUUGCCAAGCGGGCUUGGUCCAUGCUGAAUCCCAACAAAGGCUAACGGGAAACCUUUUGAGAAGCUCAGCAUCAGAGUAUGUGUAUAGCCCAUUUUGUUUCCCUCUUCUAAACAUAACUUUGAUAUGAAAGCUCUUUUUGAAAAAAGUAAACCAUGACAUCAAUCACAAAGAAUUCCAUUGAACAGUUUAGUCUAAAAACAAGCCAUUAAGUAAGUCUUGAUCAUUGGUUAUUACCAUUGUUUACUGUGAGUAAAAACUAAAUAUCUCUUCCUUUAUUUAAUACAGCCUGUCAAUGAUAGGAACAUGAAAACUAGGAUGUAUCAUUCUGUCCCUCGAUCCUUUUCCACUAGUUAAUUACAUCAAUUCAUGAAGUAGGUGGUAGCAUGGUAAUGUCACUGGACUAGUAAUCCAGAAUCGCAGCCUAAUGUCUGGGGUCAAGGGUUCAGAUCCUACCCUUUGGGCAGUUCGGAAUGGGCAAUAAAUGCUGGCUGUACCAGUAACACCUCAGUCAAUGAUAUGUACUUCCACUCAUCACCUUAAAAAUCCCCGUUAGUCCACCUCAUUCUUGAACUGAUCUCUACUUUCCACACCCCGCCAUGCAUUUUUUUUGGGGGUAAUCUGUUUCAUAUUUACAAUUAGCUCUAAUUUUAAGACUGAAGGGGUAAACAGCAGUUACUAUAAUGUUACUGUUUAGUUAUAGUUUAAUACUAUAAUGUUAAUUGUCUGAAUGUAUAGUGUUAAACUGCACUAAAUGAUUGGUACUGUCAAUUAACUUUUCCCUAAGUAAAGAACAAAAUUUUAAAGAUUACUUUGAAACCAAGGUAAUACUUUUAUCAUUGAAUGCAGUUUGUUUUAUUAUUAAAUUCACAUAGGUCUCAGCAGUAUACGACAGGUAUUAGUAGAAUGGAUGGGAACACUGAGCUUGAUUGUCAAGCCUUUUUUUGUUUAUGUCUAAAACUUUCCUCAUGAGCUCAUGUAUACAACAUUCUUAGGCAGCUAGUCUCCAUGGAACCUAUUUGUCAGGAAUAAUCGGUGCCCACAAGAGCAAGUGAAGAUAGUAUAACCUAACUCUAAUAGUCUUAUCUAAUGAGACAAGAUCAAACUGGAAUUCUGCACCUUAGAAAUUAUCUUGCUGUACACAAGAACUUUGGCAACAAAAACAAUUAACGUACGAACUUGGGCCACUCUUAAUGUAAGAUAACUAUAAAGUCUGCUUGUUGCCCUUUUAAAUGAAUUAUGUUUGAAGAAUGUAAUCUGUUUUCAAUAAAGAAAUUGAAGAUAGUCGCUGUAAAGAUCACUGAAUACAAUUUUUAAACUAAAUUAAUGGAAAAUAGCUUAUCUAUUUGGAUUUUUUAAAUGUUUACAAUGGUUUGACUGGAAAACAAGGCAGUCCGAUGCUGUAAGUGAUACUACAGCAUAAAACACCUCAUAACUCACAACUGUGGCUUUCCUAUUUUGAACUUAACAUGUUGAAAUUAAACAUUUUUGAAUGACUAACUUUAAAAAGUAGUAACCCAUGCCUUUUCACUCCCCAUUACAUUAUCACCUUUUCGGCCAGAUCCUUUAAACUCAACACAAAAAAAAGUAAGCUUAAGAUAAAGAAGGUUAAUUGAGCAAUCUUUCCACUGCAUGGCCCCUUGAUCCCAUACCAAAUAAUUGAACUGUAUGAUUCUCUCAUGUCAUCAUUACUGCAGAACAAAGUAUCAUUGUUGCUUCCAAGAACAUCCUACCUGCCUUUAUGCAGGAUUAGGGUGUGGUUGAAGGGGCAAAUCAGACCUUUCCAUUGGUCACUGACCUCAAUUUAUUUCUUUUCCACAAAGCCCUUAAUUUAAAAAAAAAUUAGUGCUUAAAUACAAAAAUACAGUAUUAACCUUAAGUUGUUUUUCGGGGUGGAAAAAGUCCUGACUGUUCUGGGUGUUACCCCUCCCUGAUGCUGGGCUGGUGUUUUAGAAGGUUGAUAUUUGACUACAUUGUUUCUGUGCCUUAAAUUCUAUUUUGAUUAAUUACAGUGGGUUGGAACCAAAAACCCACUGAUCUUGAUUGAAAAGGAUGCUGUAUUGGAUGAAGCUUUGAUUAAUGCAUGUUACCACUCUAGGUAAUGGACCAAACGGUACAAUGUACUAUUCUCUUGAAGGACUCCAUAUUCUGCUGCCAUUUUUACUGUGCAUACCCCGAUUGACUUACACUAGGAGUUAAUCUGCACAUUCUAACAAAAGAGAAUUACCAGCUGUAAAGUAUUUGGGUUUAAUAGCCCAUUACAUUUGUAUUGUAAGUCAACUUUGAGUUUCUGCAGUACGCUACAUACAUCCCAUGUGUAUUUUGUCUUAAAGGAGAAGAUAUUUAAAUGACAAGUAUUCCUUCGUUAUGUGGAUCAUGUGAACUGAAUAAUUGGCACAGUUGUCAUGGAUGUAAUUGGACAGUAUGCUCUGCUUGUCAGUUUUACUUGUAUCACAGGUGCUGUUUGGAAUAGAGUGUUAACACUGUUACAGUACAAAUUAAUGGGGAUGUGUAUACUACUGAAUAUUUUUCAUUAGCUAUAAAUUGUUUUUGUAUUUUAUGUUGUAGUUGGCACCCAUGCUACUGUUGAGGGCAGGGGGAAAAAAAUCACUGCAUCACUUUCUGCAAAGAGGUUAUAUGUUGAGAUAAUUGUGCUCUACAGAAUUUUGGCAUGUUUUGGCCAAUGCAAGAAGCACAUCAAUUUUAAUAAAACCAGUUUUUCAGUAA
This is a messenger RNA of Rhincodon typus (whale shark), 9942 nucleotides long. It is a transcript of the gene map3k21, whose product is annotated as mitogen-activated protein kinase kinase kinase 21. Bases 254 to 3478 code for a protein of 1074 amino acids. Gene Ontology annotation, molecular function: ATP binding; protein binding; JUN kinase kinase kinase activity. Gene Ontology annotation, biological process: protein phosphorylation. The transcript is spliced from 11 exons. The record is from RefSeq and is a predicted model, not a curated record. NCBI's taxonomy places the organism in Eukaryota, Metazoa, Chordata, Chondrichthyes, Orectolobiformes, Rhincodontidae.